AUGUCUGACAAACACCUCGUCUCUCACGGUCGCGGUGGCGCAGCAAACAUAACGCCCGACACAACCCCCUACACCGACGGCGGCAUCGUCCGCGAAGGCCCCGAAGGCGACCAGGGCGACGGCAAAUACUCCUCUGGCCGUGGCGGCGCGGCCAAUAUCGGCGGAGCGCCUCUCGCGGCCGGUGAUGUCGCGAAGGCGCCACAUGACAGCGACAUGGUGCCGGAGACGGCAAUGAGGCUGGAGCAGGAGGAGAGCCAUCACGUGGGCAGGGGUGGGGCGGGGAAUGAGGCGCAUGUGCAUGCGAAGAAGGAGGGGAAGGAGGGGGGAUUGCUGGGGAAGGUGAAGGGGCUGUUUUCGAGCAAGUAG
Cyphellophora attinorum is the source of this 366-nucleotide messenger RNA. RefSeq lists its product as uncharacterized. NCBI's taxonomy places the organism in Eukaryota, Fungi, Ascomycota, Eurotiomycetes, Chaetothyriales, Cyphellophoraceae. The record is from RefSeq and is a predicted model, not a curated record. The transcript is spliced from 2 exons. The coding region runs from base 1 to 366 and encodes 121 amino acids.